Clarias gariepinus (North African catfish) is the source of this 2763-nucleotide messenger RNA. RefSeq names its product laminin subunit gamma-1-like. The transcript has 8 exons. Gene Ontology annotation, molecular function: extracellular matrix structural constituent. The coding region runs from base 18 to 1370 and encodes 450 amino acids. The record is from RefSeq and is a predicted model, not a curated record. NCBI's taxonomy places the organism in Eukaryota, Metazoa, Chordata, Actinopteri, Siluriformes, Clariidae.
UCGAAGAGGACACAAUAAUGCGCUGCUGUGUGCCUCUUGUUCUGAGUUUACUGACUGUGUGUGUGACAGACAAGUGCGUGGACGACGUAACGCACCGGCCACAGCGCUGUAUGCCUGAGUUGGUGAACGCGGCGUUCAACGUGCCCGUGGUGGCCACCAACACGUGCGGCUCUCCGCCUGAAGAGUACUGCGUGCAGACCGGCGUCACCGGAGUCACCAAGUCGUGCCACAUCUGCGAUGCCCGAGAUCCGAGACAGCAUCACAGUGCAGUCUACCUCACCGACUACAACACCCAAGCGGACACCACCUGGUGGCAGAGCCAGACCAUGCUCGCAGGCGUCCAGUACCCCAGCUCCAUCAACCUAACCCUGCACCUAGGAAAGGCCUUCGCGAUCACUCACGUGCGUCUGAAGUUCCACAGCAGCCGUCCUGAGAGCUUCGCCAUCUACAAGCGCACGCGUGAGGACGGCCCGUGGAUCCCGUACCAGUACUACAGCGGAUCGUGCGAGAAAACCUACGGCAAGGUGAACCGGGGUUUCAUCCGCGCUGGCGAGGACGAGCAGCAGGCACUCUGCACGGACGAGUUCAGCGACAUCUCGCCGCUCACAGGAGGAAAUGUGGACUUCUCUACACUCGAGGGACGCCCAAGUGCAAACAACCUCAGCAACAGCCCAGAGCUUCAGGAUUGGGUGACUGUGACAGACAUCAGAGUGACCCUGAACAGGCUGAACACAAACGGAGAUAAAAAGUUUAACUCCAAGGUGCUCAAGUUGUACUACUACGCCAUCUCCGACAUUGCUGUAAUAGGAAGGUGCAAAUGUAACGGUCAUGCCAGCAAGUGUGUGAAGAACGAGUACAGCAAGCUGGUGUGUGACUGCAAACACAACACAGAGGGUGACGACUGCAACGUGUGUAAGCCCUUCUACAACGACCGCCCAUGGAGGAGAGCCACCUCUGACGACGCCAACGAGUGUCUGCCGUGCAACUGCAACGGCAAGAGCAGCGAGUGCUACUUCGACCCGGCGCUGUACCGUGCCACGGGUCACGGAGGACACUGCCGCAACUGCGCCGACAACACGGACGGACCCAACUGCGAGCGCUGCUCAGACAACUACUACAGAGCGCGUUCGGGCCAGCGCUGCCUGCCCUGCAGCUGUAACCCUGUUGGCUCUCUAAACACUCAAUGUGACAUCACAGGGCGCUGUGGCUGUAAACCGGGUGUAAUGGGCCAUAAGUGUGACCGCUGCCAGCCUGGAUACCACUCGCUGACCAAGGCAGGCUGCAGCUCACAGCCCACAUCCCCGGGUGCACGCACACAGGAGUGUGAUGUCAAUACAGGACACUGUGAAAGGUACUGCAUUGUUACCUAAAGAGAAUGAAGCUUCAAACAGAUUGUUCACUUUUUUCCUGCACUUUCCCACAGCCUGGUGACCUCAACGAAUUAAAUAGUUUCUUGUUCCAGCCAUUUUAUGCUUUGUCUUCUAAGUGUUUUUGCCUUACAACUUAUUUAAUCUAAUCUUAUUAAGUUUAAGAGAAAGAAAAAAACGAAAUACACAGCUUAUCAUGCAAUAAAGCAAAUGUCCAGAGGAACGUGCCGGCAUUACUUUCCAGCACAAAAGUGAUCUACUACAUACAACAAAUAAAUAUAAACAAAAUAUUUUUAUUUAUUUGAUAUUUUUAUUCAUUUCACAUUCAUUUCCAACUGACUCACAAACUCUACAUGCACUCCCCAUCGUCUGUGAAGAGUAAGUCGUUUUCAGUUGUUUUUGUGACUAAAAUGAUACUAAUAAUAAUUACUACUAGUAGAUGGUCCUACUACUAGUACUCAUUUUGUGAGUUGUAGAUUUUUGUGACGUCAUUUCCAUAUACUAGAAGCAGUAAAAUUGAAACAUUUAAAAAAAAAAUCAUAACUUUGGUUCUUCAUUACAUACAGUAUCAGGAAACCCAAAUGUCUGAAGCCUCCCCCAUCGACACACACACACACACACACACACACUGGCAGUACUUCCGUAUAACAAGUUGUUAUUAAAAUCGGUUUUGAUUAAAUCAGUGCUGUGCGUGUGUGAGAGUUCAAGGUCGGCUAAAAGGAACCCGUUCAAAAACGAGCGAAUUAGCGAGUUAGUUACAGUCAGGCACGCGCUCGCAUUGGCAUCAAAGGGGGCUUUUGGGCUGCUCUUUUCCUUCCUUGAGAGAGUGUGCCCUUCUGGGGUUUUAUACAUCUAUUAUUAUUUUUAUAAAUAAAUGAAUAUAUGUAUAUAUGUGCGUGUAUGUUGAAAAUGUUGAAAUUGAUCGGCUCAUCACAGACAGGCAGAGACUAGAGCAAAGUGAAGUCCUCCCUCCCUUUCUAGUUGUGUUUGUCUAACUGUGGAGGUGAGCGGUGAUGAACAAAAUAUAGUUCAUUUGUCUUGCUAACAUUUCAUGAUUCAUCAGCUUCCAUGUAAUAUGUUAGGUAAAGUUUAGCCAUGGCAAUAUAUAUCAUGGGCAUACAGGCAAACUUAAUGCCUGUAUACAACAGCUGAAUACAGUCAAAUUAAUGACGUCAUUACAAUCAAUAUACUGAUAUGCAAAUAAGGCGUUAAGUAAUUAAAAUGUGUUAAUUUUCAUACAUUUGACACAAGAUUUUGCAGAUGAAUAGGAUGAACAAAAUAACUAAAGCAUAUCACCGUUUAUAAUGUUUUUUUUUUACUGAACAGACCAAGAAUGAAUUCCCACUUAUAACCCUUUCAGUGACUCUGUACUAAAGUUAGCUAGCUUUGACCUGCA